Molecule: messenger RNA, 1691 nt
Organism: Asterias rubens (European starfish)
Lineage: Eukaryota; Metazoa; Echinodermata; Asteroidea; Forcipulatida; Asteriidae
Product: monocarboxylate transporter 13-like
Exons: 5
Coding region: 25-1293 (422 amino acids)
Biological process (GO): transmembrane transport
Molecular function (GO): monocarboxylic acid transmembrane transporter activity
Source: RefSeq, a predicted model, not a curated record
ACCACAGCGUUAAGUUUUCGGAAAAUGGAGGGUAGAUUGCUUCCCGUGUUCACGUCGUUUAUGGUAAUGUUCUUGGAAAUGGGGGUUAUGAAAUCACUAGGUGUAUUGUUUAACCCAAUGCUGGGAUCUUUGGAGUGUACGGCAGGCCAACUCGGAGUGGCAAUCGGACUCGGUAACAGCAUCGGAUACAUCAUUUCCCCGAUCACAGUCAACUUAUCCAGAUGUUACGGGACCCGUGUGUGCAUGAUGAUAGGUAGCGUGUUUCUCUUAGUCGGAUACCUCACUAGUGCAUUCGUUACGAAUGUGUUCCAGUUAUCAGUCACCAUAGGAAUAACCACAGGAGUGGGUAUGGGAAUGUCUAACAUACCACAGUUAGCCGUUCUGGUGGACACUUUCACAACGCAGUUUCCCCUGGUUUUCGGCAUAGCUUUAGUUGGUGGCUCACUGGGAGCUAUGGCUUGCCCCCCAAUGGUUGAUUUACUCAUUGGAGUCUACGGUUGGCGUGGUACUAUGAUGAUUAUUGCGGCUACAAUGUUCAGCGUGUCUGUGCUUGGGGCACUUCAGAAGCCACCAAGAAAGCCUUACUCAAAGUUAAAAGAAAACGGUGAGAAAAGCAAAAAGAGCCCUGGAUUUUGUGACCAAUUCGAAGGUGCUCUAUCCUGCGUCACUUCAUGGCUCUCGUUACACAUUUUCUUUGAGGAGCGAAGGGUGGUUCUUUAUCUAUGUGCCACUUUCCUGCUGGGCGUAACGACAGCGUCUUGGAUACUCUACCUGGUUCCUCACGCUGAAGCAAGAGGUAUAUCUCCCAGCGAUGCGGCCUUUUUGGCAACAGGGGGCGGUGUUGGAAACGUUCUCGCACGGGUGGUCAGCAUUCCUCUGCUUGCCCGGAAAAUAUUCAGCCCUCUUUUGAUGUUUGAGGUGACGUGCCUGGUUAACGCAGUGGCAAUGUUUCUAGAUAUCUUUGCUGGGAAAAUCUACACGGUUUUGCUGACCUUGGCUUCUGUGAACGGCGCCUGUAUUGGACUCCUUUACGUUCUUUUCUACUUGGUUGCAAAACAAAUCUACGAUGAACGCCAUCAUGCUGAUCUGUUGGUUUUGGGGAAUUGUUUCUUUGGAGUAGGGCAGACUAUAGGCACUUUUAUUGAAGGUUCUACGUACGAUUUGACGCAUAGUUACGACACUGCGUUCUUCGGGUUGGCAGCAGUGAGUGUAGUCAUGGUUUUAUUGACGUUUGCAGAUGGCGUAGCAUCGAGACGAAAAAAUACGGACAGCAAAGCAUCAAUAUCCAAAUGAUUAUAAGGAAUGAAAGCGAAUUAAUUGCUUUCGCGAGUUUGAGAGAGAAUUCACUUUUGCAUGACGUUAUAAGAUUUUAUAAGACAGGUACUAAUUUGAAAGGUGAAUCUUCUGGACAAGAACUCAGGAAAAAGGAAGUUUAAAUGGCAUUUUUCUGUGUAACCACUUUUGGCGGGAUUUUAUUUUGUUUGCUACUUGGGAGAGCCGUUAUUAGUCACCUGAAUUUAGUCUUGCCCUAGGUGGUUUGAAAAAUCUGAUUUAAAAAAAAAACUACAUGAAUUUACCCUGUCAUUUUCCCUUGUGGUUUAUUACUUGAUAUGGCAAUAUGUAUUAAAACUAGACAUCAAGUGUUUGUGACGCAACUUAUAAAUAUUGGUUUGUAUUUGUACCCAUAUUUA